Messenger RNA from Nicotiana tabacum (common tobacco), 683 nucleotides. The record is from RefSeq and is a predicted model, not a curated record. Lineage: Eukaryota; Viridiplantae; Streptophyta; Magnoliopsida; Solanales; Solanaceae.
AUGGAUGUUGUCAUCAGGCAAAUAGUGGAAGAAAUCAAGCAAGACAUUAUAGAGGCUUGUGAGCUGAAACUGGAUGAGCUCAUACACAAGUACGACAGGGAGCUGGAAGAAAUUAACAACAAGCUUGAUACGCUUGUGAUGUAUGCAAGAUUUGACAAUCUUGCUGAUGAAGAUGCUCGUCCAUUUGGCUAUCUCAGGAGAGACUGGACUGAUGGAGGAGAUACGAAGAAGAUCUGGAAUUUGAUUCUGGAAUCAAAAACCAAAAGAAAACCUCAGUUUCGUCCCAGCCGCCCUCUCAAAUACAUCAGCAUCACUCCCUGCCGCACCCGCAAAAUUAAUCCAUCGCCGGUACCAAAUCUCGCUAAGAUUUUCGUAUCACCUGCAGUUUCGGCGAAUAUCCGAUUUUCUUCUUCGCUUGGGCCUUCGAUCACCUGCAAUUUCAUCCGUUACCGCUUAAAGUCUCGCAUGCUGGUGGUAGUAAGAGGAAUGCAAGUAGAGAUCGUCAAAUGGAUAGAAUAUUAGAGCACCUACCUCAAGGCCAAGAACGUGUUGCUAUUUUAGGUGUUUCAUCAAAGAUAUUGACUCAUCGUAAUGUGAAUUUUGGUAUUGGGAAAGUAUUAGGGGUUAAGCAUUCCAUUAGUCAUGUGAAUUUUGGUGGCUCUUUUAAUAAUGUGUCUUAACAA